AAAAACUUUGUCCCGUUAUUGCUAACUGAACGACUCGAAGCAGCUUACUCUCUCCUUCAGCGACACAGAACGACUACGAAGAGUUGGGUGCCAACUGCCUAAAUGGAUAUACCUUAUUGAUGGAUGAAACUUUCUGCGUUCAAGAAAUCAAGAAUCUAAUCAGUACUUACAAAGAAUCUUGGCCAAGAUCAUGGCUAGAUAUUUGUGUCAAGACCGAAGAAUAUCUCCAGGAAACCACGCUCAAGCAGAAACUGGCAACCUUGGAUGUAGUGUCAAAGCUGAUAAUUGUACAAACUCAGAAAGAUCACCUUUUAUCUGAAAACCAAGAACUGCUAGAGCCACUCACAAGUAUAUGGUGUAGAAUUUAUUUUUGCUCCCUGAAAAAUCUUAAACUUUGUCAGAAAGUCAAAAAGACAUUUGAAAUCCUUUGUGAACUCAAGCACCAUCAUGCAAAAUGCGAGAUUAAAAGAAACAUCCAAGAGCUUUUAUUGUCUGCAAGGAAAAUUGUUUAUCCAAUUGAAGUUGUUUGUCAGCUUAUUGAUGCCUCUGCAUUUGGAAGGGAGUGUGUUGCAGAGCUCUUUGAAAACUUUGUCACAACCAUUUCACAAUGCUUAGAUUCCUUUUGCCAACAGUGCAAAAACAAUCUGUUGACAUGGAAUUGUCAGCUACCUGUAACUCAAAUGUGACAUGUCAAAUAAUAAUUAAGGCUGUUUUGAAGAUGUUCCAAUACUUCCCAAUUAAAACUGGUUCCCUGCUUCGUUAUAGGAUGAAAUUAAGUGAAGACAAAUCUGUCAUGGAAGUAAUCAUAAGCAACCUGUGGAUGAUAUUAUUUUAUGAGACCCAGCCCAAGGAAUGUAUAUAUUUAUGUGGAACAGCAACUGGCCUAUUCCUAAGCAUAGUUGCUGAUCAAAAUAUUUGUACCAAACAAACCAUUUUACAGUUACUAAUUGCAUCAGGAGCAUCUCUUCCACAGAACCAAGCUGUACACCAACUUCACUCAGUGCUGAUUGGAUGUUUCAAAGUGAAUCUGCCAUUGCCUGCAUACAAACCCAUCACACAGUUAGCCAUUCUAGUUGGUAUCAUUAAAUCACAGAGAGAACAGAUACUGCUUGAGAUAGAAGAUCAAGAGGGUGUUACUUUGAUGGAGGGGCCUCUAUUUCAGUCAAUAUACAGGCUUUGUAAAGAGAGCAAAAGCUCACCUGUUCAUUAUGUUGCUUUUGAAGCCAUGAAGCAGUGGCUUGUUUGCAUUAAAGCUCUUUUAAAAAGGAAACAAUUAUACAAAAGUGUGCACUGGAGGACAAAAUUGGAUUCACACCUUACCCGGGAUCUCAUUGGUCUUAUUUGGGAGAACUUGGAAGAUUCUAUUGAAGGUGUUCCAAGCUUGGCUGUGACAUUGUUUGAUCUCUUUCUCCAAUGGCACAAAGAGGAAGAGAUUGCAAGAGACUCAGUGGAUGAGCAAUUGUACAGAUCACUGAUGAACAAGAUUCUAGGACUUCCUUGGCAUGUAAAGGGAAGAUAUGGAUUGCUCUGCUCCCUUGUCCAUUAUGUAGAGCUCCAGAAUAUUUUUCAAGCUCACCCUGCCAUCUUAGAUGACCUGAUUCACUGCUUGGGAUUAAAUCAGCUAACCUCUGUCUCCACCAGUGCUUUCAAGGCUUUUCUUGAAAAGGGGAGAAAGAGUUUAGCAAAUGAGCCGCUCCCUCAAAAGGAUGUGUCUGUAUUCAUGCAAAAUUGGGAGAAACAUUGGAGAGCAAAAUUAUUUCUUGCCUUGACAAAUAAAAACAGGUUACUGCAGAAGAAUGCAUGCUUGUAUUGGCUGCCAUGUGUACUCAAGUUGUUUCCAGAAUAUCUAACCUCAAUUUUGAAAGAACUUAAAGAUGUUUGUGAUAAAGCUGAAGAUAGGGCAAUAGUUUCCUUGGCUUUUCUUUCAGUGUUGAAAGUUGGUCGUUCAUUAGCUCUUUUACAGGCAGAGGACUUGGAAGAGAAUUCUCUCAGUGAAGGUCUGACUCACUUACAUAACGACAUUAGAGCUACUGCCCUGUCCGUCAUCAGUUUCACGCCAAAGACAGCAGAACCUCUUUCAACGAUGGAACAAAGGCUUCUGAAAGAUUUUCUUCCCAAUAAUUUAAAUAUAGCGUGUGCUCCAUUCAGGCAAACACUUUUUGUGUCCAUGAAGAAAAUACUUGGAAGGGUUAGGGAUAGUUGCUUAAUCUUGCUCAAGGACCAUCAUCAGGUUGCUACUCAGGAAGAAAUGGACUCUGUUCUACCUCACACAGUUGAUGAAAUGUUAAAGUUUGUAGAUUGGUUAUUUGAGCUUGUCAUGGGAUGCUUCUUUCCAGGAGCUUCGUACCAGAGACAGAAGACUGCAAUGCAACUUCUGGUGGCCAUUUUCGAUGUGUUCUCACUGAACUUUCAGCCAGGCAAGAAAAAGGUUCAGGCGCCAGCUUCAUGUCACUUGCUUAUUUCCUCGGCCAAUCGACAUGGAUACUUUCAGUUUUUCUCCAUCAGGAGUGCAGUGAUAUUGUUGGGAUGUGUGGAAAGCUCUUAUACUGAUAUUCGUGAUGCAGCUGUGAUUAUUCUCCAAGAACACUUUUCAUGGCCACUAAAGAUUCUAGAGAAUGAUUCCACCGGUGUAUCAUCAGCGCGUAUGCUGGUACAAAAGGCUGUGACACUCGCCAAAAGCCCAAAAGUUCAGGACUGUGAAAAAGGAGCUGUUCUCUUCCAGUUAAUCCAUAGCAGGUAUGUUUCAAUGCUAGGAUGGGAAUUCCGUCUGUCAACACAAGAAAUAAAACCCCCUACGUUGGACAAGUUACCCAGCGGUCAGACGACCAUCCACAUGUUACAUGAAGUGUUGGGUGAACUCAAAGUGCAUUUUGAAGCUGCGCAAAAGGAUCUGAAACUUGCCUCAAAAAAUGAGCCAGGCCAUGGCAUUUCUCUGGCCAUGGCACAUUGCAUUCAAGAAUUAAGCUUAGAUGUUAUCAGUGAAGAGAAUCAGAUUGAGCUACAGAUGGUCAUACAACUUAUUGUCGAUAUUGCUAAUAACAUCAUAAUCUUCAUGUUGGACGUGUUGUCUGGAAGCCAUAAUACUGCUACAAUUGGUGGAGCAUCGUUUGCAGAUAUCGGUGAGGCCCUGGAUGAAAUAGUGUCUUUGUCAAUGACUGACGAUGACGAGGGAAGUGAAAAAAUGUAUUCCGUUGACAUCCACAAAGAUAUGGUCAUUUCAUGCUGCUGGCUUAAUAUUAAGUGUGCAUGUCAUUUGCUAGCGGUCAUAUUUGAAAAGACCAUCACCCAACUCAAGCAUUUACCAGCCAUUCAGCUACUUCGUGAAGAAACUUUAAGAAAUGUGGCCGAGACAACUUGGAAAGUUAUCAUGCAGUGUAGGCACCAGGGUGUUGUUCAGCAUUGCAGGAGCAGUUUUUUAAAGAUUUACCGGUGUUUAUUCCAGUCAUCACUACCAUGUCUUCACUCUGUACCAAAGGAAUGGUUAGAUGACAUGUUGAAGACAGUGUCGUUAUCAAGCUCUCAAACCUCUAUCACCAGACGCAGUGCGGGGCUACCGGUGCUAUUUUCCAGUAUUUUGGCAUGUGAACCAAACUCAGGCCAAAGACUGCUGUUGAAGCAGUCCAUGAAGUCUCUACUGGACAUUGCAUCAUUACCUAUUCCUGCUGUAACAGACCAACACCUCGACCUGUCACAGGUACACGCAAUCAACAUUUUGAAGCUACUUUACCAAGAUACGUCCCUUGGUUGUGAAGUGCUGCAGUACGCCUCGCAGGGAACCAUAAUGGCCAUAGGGGGAUUCGCAUCUUCAUCAUGGGCGGUUAGGAAUGCUUCCAUGCAACUGUUUGGUUCCUUAGUAAAGCGAAUGCUUGGUCAGCGGCGAAGUGGGGAUGACGAAACUGAAAUGAACACGAUAAGCUCGUCGGACUUCUUCAACAGCUUCCCUGCUCUACGCAAGUUCUUCAUUGCUCAUUUGCAAAAUACGUCACAGUCAGCUGACAGUUCCGCCAAACAGUUUUUUAAAAUAUCCAAACCAGAACUGUUUCCCAUUUUGACACUUCUGUCAAAGCUUCAUUCAUACUCUAAAUUCGACGAAAGUUCAGUAAGCCUUUUGUCGGAGUUUGUUCCUCACCUGAUGUUGUUGACUUCAAGUCCAUCACACACAGAACGUGUUAUUGCAGCCAAAGCUCUUGUGCCGUUUAUUCCUCGCGAAAACCUGUUGGAAAGGGUGGAGGAACUGGUCAAGCUUCUUCCAAGUCCAGAGCCAACGAAGGGCUUUUCGCAGAAUGUUCUUCAUGGGAUCUUACUCCAAAUUGACGCAAUUCUUGAAAUUGUUCCGUACUCUGCGAUUGAAGAAAAGGCAAGCGGUCUUGUAAAGGAAAUGUUGAAAAAGUCGUGGAUAUGUUCCUUGAGGAAUCAUUGUCCCCUAACGCGAGCUGCCUUCCUCAAUACUCUAAUGAAGUAUUUUUUUUACUUCCUGAAAGAAUGUGAACGAGAUGUUAAUAUACUUAAAUCAGUGGUUUUGGAUAGUUUAAGAGUACCUGCCGCUGAAGCUGUUCAUUCGUUGCUUUGUGAAGCACAGUGGCAACGUGAAGUAGUCAGGGCGUGUAUCCAUUUUGAGUUUUAUCACCCUCGGUCAAAAGAACAAGAAAGUCAGUUAUCCCAGCUCAUGUUGUCCACCAACAAGGAACGGAGAUUUGCUGCUUUGGAGUAUUUAUUCAACGAAUCACAACAAAUGCCAGGCUCAGUCCUUACCGAUCUUGUGACCUGUGUGAUCCACGAAACGGACCAUUGCUGUCUGUUGUCGGCUCUGGAUCUCUUUGUGAAAGGUUGUGCCCACUCAGAUGUGUGCUUUCCGACCAACGCUAACGUAAGGGAACUCUGGAAUAAGCUGACUUCAUUAGCUAAAAAGUUAAGAGGGGUAACUGUGGCUGGUAAAGCAAUUCCUGCAUGCGGUCUGAUUCUUAGGCAUUCCAUUAACAUGAGUGUCUUACCAACCAUUCCACUGGAGUUGCAAGAAAUGUUAAAUCAGUGGCGUGAGUUGAUUCAAACAAACUGCGACUGGGAGCAAGAUGAACUAUUAAGACAGGGCACAGUCCAGUCUCUGAAGCUAUGUGGUGUUGCUAUAUUGAGCUCCGUGCUGACAAGUACAGGAGAAACUGGCCUGCCCAAGUAUUCGUACUUGGUGGAGACGGCAAUAAGUGUUCUUAGUUCAACUCUUUGUUUGCUACAAGACGAAGAGGAGGAAAUAAGAUUCGAAGCAGCUGAGUUUGUUGCCAUGAUUACUGAGCCCACGAAGAGCUUAACAUGCACAGCGGCUGUGAAACGUGUUUUUCAGCUCAUGGUGGAACAUUUUUGGUCUGUUCCCGGAUGUUGGGAAAGCAUGGAAACCAUGAUUAGGGGAUUGAAGUCCACUGCAGAUGUAUUGAAAGGUUACUUGGGAGCGAGACUAAUGCUGUUUGAGCAGGAGGACGCUAAUCUAUACGUAGAGCCGGUGAUUUUGAUGACAAUGGUCGUCAACUACUUCAAGCGUAUACUAAAUCAGUUGAUUGGCUCAGGUGAAGUCGAGUUACGUGAAUAUUUUCACAACUGGUUUAUUGCGAGGUGUGACCAACUCACUAAAGACCUUCAGGAACUGAAACAGUCAGGUAUAAAGGAAUUUGGCUCGCUCUCUAAUCCCAAACCUUUUGUAGUACGAUUUCGUAUGAUGUGCAUGGCUGAAGUGCUUUGGUUUGCUGUGGACAAUAGUCUGAGGAGUGAUUGCAGCCUAUCAGUAAUUAACGGUGUCAACGAACCUCUGGUGGAUAUGCUAGAGGAGAUAAUUCAGGUGAAGGAUACGGCUCACCCAUGGCUCAUCAAAUGUGCCAGCGACCUGUUAAUCGUGGUACGAAAACCAAUGGAUAAUAACUUGUCAUAAUAAUUUUUACGGUUCGGAAGCGUUUUCAUGUUUUCUUGCUUUUCCUGUUUUGAAUUUUGGCUCGUAAAAAGUGCCUUUUACUUGAUAGCACUGUCGUCCUCUGCUGCUAUUUAAACUACAUGUGCAAGUCGGUUUACGGUCAAUUCGCCACCACAAAACUCGCCACCACUCAAAGUGAAAUCGCCACUGGCGAUUUGACUUA
Stylophora pistillata is the source of this 6116-nucleotide messenger RNA. Its product is annotated as tRNA (32-2'-O)-methyltransferase regulator THADA. The record is from RefSeq and is a predicted model, not a curated record. Gene Ontology annotation, cellular component: cytosol. Gene Ontology annotation, biological process: tRNA methylation. NCBI's taxonomy places the organism in Eukaryota, Metazoa, Cnidaria, Anthozoa, Scleractinia, Pocilloporidae.